AAAGGAGACUAGAUGCUCAAAAUCCAAACGAGAUUUAAAAAUUUGAAAUCAAAUAUCAUAGACAGUUAGAUCGAGAUGGAUAUUAUAUUAAUUUCUCUCUCCUUAACAACCCUCUUAGCCUUUAUGUUCCUAAAAUCGUUUCUCAGACAGACCACCACGACCAAACUUAAUCCACCACCAUCUCCGUGGCGGCUUCCGGUGAUCGGGAACCUUCACCAGCUAAGUCUCCACCCUCACCGCGCCCUCUGUUCACUCAGCCACCGCUAUGGGCCACUCAUGAUCCUGUACUUCGGUCGUGUCCCCACCCUUGUAGUCUCCUCAGCCGAUACAGCCCUAGACGCCCUGAAAACACACGAUCUAAAGUUCUCCAACCGCCCGGUAACAAAAAUGGUCGAUAAACUUCUUAAUAGUGGGAGAGAUUUGGCAUUUGCCCCUUAUGGAGAAUAUUGGAGGCAGGUUAAGAGUCUCUGCGCUUUGAAUCUCUUUAGCAAGAAAACGAUUCAGUCCUUUGGGUAUAUAAGAGAAGAAGAGAUCACUUUGAUGAUGGACAAGCUGGCAAAAGCGAGUUAUUCCUCUUCAACGGUAAACCUAAGCGCACUCCUCACCACCCUUACAAACGAUGUAAUAACUAGAGUUGUAUUGGGAAGAAAAUAUAGUGGCGAGGAAGGUGGAAAUAAUUCCAAUAACAUAGUGAGGAGAUUCAAUGAACUUUUGGGUACUUACCCUCUCGGUGAAUUCGUUCCUAGUUUGGCAUGGAUAGAUUGGAUCCAAGGUCUGGAUAAGAAAGUGGAGAAAGUCAAUAAAGAGAUUGAUGUUUUUCUUGAAAAAGUUGUGCAAGAACAUGAAGACGCAGACCAAGACAUGUCAGCUUUUGUUGAUAUAUUGCUAUCUACUCAAAAAGAUAAGACAACACCAUUUGAGCUUGACAGAGCCGGUUUAAAAAUUCUCCUCGUGGAAUUGUUGUUUGCGGGAUCAGCAACAACUUUCACACUGAUGGAAUGGACUAUGACGGAGCUAUUGAGACAUCCAGAGUGUAUGAAGAAACUCCGAGAUGAGAUUCUUUCUGUUUCGAAGCAUAAUUUAUAUGUGUCUGAGAAAGAAGUUGAGAAAAUGAACUAUUUAAAUAUGGUGAUCAAGGAGGUGCUUAGGUUACAUCCCUCCGGUCCACUAAUUCCCCGACUAGUUAGUGACGAUGUCAAAGUAAAUGGAUAUGACAUAGCUGCAGGAACAAGGGUUCUAAUCAAUUUAUAUGCAAUCCAACGAGACACUGCCACUUGGGGACCAGAUGCAGAAAAAUUUAGGCCAGAGAGGCAUUUUGAUUCUUCUUUGGAUUUUGAAGGACAAAACUUCAAGUAUUUUCCAUUUGGAUCAGGGAGAAGACGUUGCCCUGGGGAUGGUUUAGCAUUACCCUUGGUCGAGCUCACAUUGGCCAACCUUGUGAAGAGGUUCAACUUAAGAUUCGAAGGAGGGCCAAAGGGGGAUAAUAAGCCUGAUCUUCUUGAAGCAACUGGUCUCGAUGUUUGUCGCAAGUUCCCUCUUAUUGUCUCUCCAUUUUCUGCUACAAUAUCCUUGUAAGACUUCUCCAUAUAAGAGCAUAUAUGUUGCCAACUUAAAAUAGUCCAUUGUAUGUCCUUAUCUUUUGUUUAAACCGUGAUGUUAUACCGUGUGCCAUAUUGAAUAAGACAAGACUCAUGUUUUCUCUGUCUACCGUUUAUAUUCAACACUAUGUAGUUUUUAUAA
Brassica napus (rape) is the source of this 1740-nucleotide messenger RNA. Its product is annotated as cytochrome P450 71A16-like. The record is from RefSeq and is a predicted model, not a curated record. The coding region runs from base 76 to 1575 and encodes 499 amino acids. Gene Ontology annotation, molecular function: oxidoreductase activity, acting on paired donors, with incorporation or reduction of molecular oxygen; iron ion binding; heme binding. Lineage: Eukaryota; Viridiplantae; Streptophyta; Magnoliopsida; Brassicales; Brassicaceae. The transcript has 4 exons.